AUGGUGUUGGUGGUGGCAGUGGCAGCUGGUGGCGGUGGCGGUGGUGGUAGCAACGAUGGUGGCAUCGCUGGUAGUGGUGGUGGUAGUUGGUCGGUGGCGGCAGCAACGGUGGUAACGUCGAGGAUGGUGGUGGUGGUGGUGUCGCAAGCAGUGGCGGUGGGUGGUGGCGGCAGAGGUGAUGGUGGUGGUGGUGGUGAUGGUAGUGGUUGGGGCGGCAGCAGUGGUGGUGGUGGUCGGUGGGGCGGCAGCGGUGGUGGUGAUGGUGGCGGUGGUGGUGGUGGUGCCGGUGGUAGCGGCGGUGAUGGUGAUGGUAGUGGUGGUGGGUUUUCUGAUAAGUACAAGGGGUAUUUUUGUAAUCUGCCACUUUCCUUGAUGAGAAGGAAUGUUUUCCAUCCAAUUUUGGAAGGAAUUCACUUUCCUCCAUAUGGUGGAAAGUUUAUUUCAUUUAGGAAUCCUUUUCCUUCCUCUAAGUCCAACUAA
Messenger RNA from Lactuca sativa (garden lettuce), 480 nucleotides. The record is from RefSeq and is a predicted model, not a curated record. Lineage: Eukaryota; Viridiplantae; Streptophyta; Magnoliopsida; Asterales; Asteraceae.